Molecule: messenger RNA, 575 nt
Organism: Uranotaenia lowii
Lineage: Eukaryota; Metazoa; Arthropoda; Insecta; Diptera; Culicidae
Exons: 2
Coding region: 64-426 (120 amino acids)
Biological process (GO): regulation of DNA-templated transcription
Molecular function (GO): DNA-binding transcription factor activity; DNA binding
Source: RefSeq, a predicted model, not a curated record
AAACAACCCGUCUGCACAAGUAGGCCUGGAAAAGGCCUGCGCCAUUACGAAAAAACGGCCUUCAUGAAGAAGGGCAUCGAGGAAGCGCUCCGAUUGCGCGAAGUGUAUCGAGUUGAUCCGUUCAAGACCGGUUACGGCCAUGCCAAACAAUCCGCUACCAUCAAUCUCAACGCCGUCCGGCUCUGCUUCCAAGAGUUUUUGGAGGGUCAACAGCGGGGAUUUGAUGAUCUGCUAGCUAGAUGUUCCGGUGGUCGGUGGCAAGGAGAUUAUUCUGCUGUGCGAGAAGGUUGCCAAGGAGGACAUCUCCGUACGGUUCUACAAGGAGCAGCACGGUCAGAUCGUUUGAAAAGAUGUCGGCGAAUCCCAGCACACCAACGUGCUCAAAUAUGUGGCAGUUUGUUUCCGGACCCCGUGUUUCCGUUAUGAUGAGUUAAGAAGUAGAAUUUGUUUUAUUUUAAAUUUAAAAUGAAGUUUUCGCUCUUCAGGUCAACAUCCAGAUUAGGGCGCCUUUCGAUGGUGCUAAAAGUGAACCAUCUUCAACACCUCCGAUAGAGAUACACUGAUUAAAUGUGAUA